GUAAAACACAGUCCACAAGAACUAUAACUAUUUAUCUGCCCUAAAAUUUAAAUACGCGUCUGCUACGCCAUCCUCACAUUAAAUUUCACCAUUAAUGUCAAAUACCUAAGCUAUUAUGUCACUGUAGUGAUUUGGUUCACUUGUUUUUGACUUAUUCAAAAACAAAAAUGGGCGGCUACAGUGGCGAUUCUUCAAAAUCUUCAGCUGAAUCUAGCUUUCGAGAACUUGAUGAUGUGUUCUUGCAGACUCAAACAAGGAUAUGGCUUGGGGAAGUGUUGAAAAUGAGAUUGGAUGGACCCUUACAUAUUUCUGAUUUGCUUGCUGAUGGAGAUCUUUUGUUUGAAGUUGCCAAAGAUUUAUGGAAUAUGCUAUUGGCAAAGUGCGGAGAGCUAAGACAUAUGAAGUAUGAACCACUUGGAUCACGGAGAUGCAGUGGAAGAUAUAUGCCAUAUUCUAAUGUUGACUCAUUUUUGAAGAUCUGCAAAAUACUGGGAUUAAAUGGUAUUGAUCUCUUCUCCCCAUCAGAUGUCGUUGAGAAAAAGAACAUUCGGAAAGUUUGCAUUUGCUUAAGGGCACUCUCAAAUAAGGCCCGUUCCAAACAAUUGAAGGUUCCUGACUUCGACUUGGUGACCUCUACGGUAGUCAUGCCAAAAAAUAUGGUGGGUGGCAUUCGAAGAAGCUUGGAGACAUCACAGGGCAGCCUUUCAAGUUCUUCUGGUUAUUACUCAUAUAAAGAAACAAGAUCAAAACUUACGGAGAGAAAUAAAAUCACAGAGUCUGAAGCAAACUAUGAUUCUUCAUCUGAAGAGUCUGAUGAGGCUGAGAGCAAAUUUGUGGGAGAAGAGUCUUGUUGCUCAUCUAUGAAUCAGCUUGAAGAUGGUAAUGCCACAGAUUCAGAUGCAGACAAUUCUAUUGGUGAAUAUUCAGCUGUUAGCAAGAAUGGAAGAGAGAAAAACAGAACUUCUCUAGGAAAUGGAGGGAAAUAUAUUAGUCCCAAUGAUAAGAUACACUUUGAUUAUAGUAACCUUAAUGCGGAAAAUGAUGAGUCAAUUGUUGGAGAUUCUAUGUAUGAUAACGAAAUGGAAGGUAGUUGUAUUUCCAACUACUUAUCAUUCUCAGAUUCAAUUAUUGGUGGAACUGAUGGUAGUACGCCUGUUUUGCGGGAAGGUGAAGAUAAUAUUUUGAACUUAUUUAUGGCAAUUGAUUCUCAUAGACCAAAUUCCGGUAAAGGGACUUUCCAGAAUGGACAUCAGCAUAAAUAUUCUGAUAAUGAAGACGCCGAAGUUUCAUCAACCACUAGCAUGAGCUCUGUACUAGGUCGGGUGCAUGCUUUGGAUUUUGAUGACCAAUUUGAUGCAGACGAAUGUUUAACAGAAGAAACGUCUGGUUCCUUGCUGGAAAAUGAGGCUGAUCGGCAGCAUAAGGAUUUAUCUGCAAGUCAUGAAGCAUGGAGUGUUGCAACUACUGAACUUGUUUUUCAUGAUACCAAGGAACCUUCUGUGGUAAAGCCUAAAAUUUCUGCCAGUCUCAGUGAGCUCACAUAUCCCGGUUCAGAUGAACUGCUAUCUGCUUCCGCACAGCCUCUUACAGAUAAAUUUGUUUCAUUGCAUAGAAAUAACUCAAAUUACUUUGAUCCAGAUGUAGAUAUCAAGGUUGGAAGAAGUAAAGAUAUGGUUUGUCUUGAUACUGCUGCAUGGAAAAAUAAUCUUAAGAAUGUGUCUUUAGUUGACAGAAGUGAAGGAUGUGAUGGUGAUUCACAGUAUCUCAAAUUUGUUUCUGAGGUUGUCAGUAGUACAUGUGAACCAUCCAUGACUUUGGAUGGUGUUGACAUGGAUCGGAAUUCCAUUAUUUCUGCAAAUUGUUGUGAACAUAUCGAAAAAGGGCACCCCUGUUCCUGCUCUGUCUACAGUUCAGGUGAUGCAAAUGAAGUAUGUGAACCAACACUUUCAGGAGAUGAUGGUGACAGAAAGCAUAAAGUUUCACAUGCUUUGGAGCAAAAUGCUUCAAAGGGAAGUCAAGAAACAGAUGCUGGUGAAUUAAAAGACAAACGUCGACAGAGGCCAUUGCUAAAAACAGUUGCUAGAGGCACUGCACUUGUUGGUGUUUUGUAUCUGUUACUGCAUUUCAGUCGUAGGAGAAACAAACAGGAGGAAGGCAGUGAAGCCGACAGUAAACGAACACAAAGUAAGAAGUUUCGUGGCAGAGAUUUUUCGUAUGGGCAUGGACAUGGACAAAAUGGACGUAGACUCGAUAGUGUAUACCCUUCUGAAAAACUCAAGUUCAAGAAUUAGAUUCUGCAUCUGAGAGACUUGUAAGAAGCAGGGCUGAUUUUUCAUAUGUUAAGCCCAUUUCAUUGUAUUUUUUACUGUAGAAUAAACAUGAGGUUUAGUUCAUAAGUUCAAAGAAAAAAAAAGCUAAGCUACUUCCAUAAUAGAUUAGAAAAACAAAUAGCUACUUCCAUUAGUUACAUGUAAUUUUGAUGGAAUUAACAGCUUCAAUUAAUGAGUACUCAUUCGUUAACUA
Molecule: messenger RNA, 2523 nt
Organism: Solanum verrucosum
Lineage: Eukaryota; Viridiplantae; Streptophyta; Magnoliopsida; Solanales; Solanaceae
Exons: 8
Coding region: 168-2291 (707 amino acids)
Biological process (GO): actin crosslink formation
Cellular component (GO): actin filament
Molecular function (GO): cytoskeletal adaptor activity; actin filament binding
Source: RefSeq, a predicted model, not a curated record